AUGUCGUCUCAUUGGGAGGCAUCGUGGCUUCAUAUAUCAGACAUUCUUCUCAGUGCUGCAAGUUUUAAUUCACAUUCCGAGGUUACUCAGAUGGCUCAAAUUGAGCUGUCAAAUGAUGCCAAACUGCUUCAACUUCUUCGGGAAAUCGAAUUAACUCUUGAAGCUCUCCUUUUAUCACUCUCUGAUGCUGCUGUCGUCCGUCUUCUAGCCAGUGUUUCAAGUCUUAUCAAUAUUCGGGGAAAUGCUCCCUUACUUUUGUUUGCCGCUGUCUGUGGCUCAGUCUUUGCGUCUUCAUUGGAGGAAACACGUAAGGCGAAUAAUUACGCCGAUAUUGCGAUUCGUGAACUGGGUGUAUUUGACUACCUUUGCGACGUACUAUGCGAAUCAGAUUUGGUUCAAACAGCCAAAUCAACCGUCUCUACUUGGUCGAAUUCCGAUUUCCUCACUAUACCUGACAGUCUGAGCCUGGUUUGCUUUUCCACUCAUCUCGCUGUCUUUGAUCUUGUCACUCUUCUGGCUCAUCAAGUUGCUUUAGACUCCCUUGGAGGCUAUCAAACUGGCUAUACUCGUGUUCUAGCUAAAACCCUCUCCGUCGUUGUGCAUUGUAGUGGGAAUAUGAUUACUAAAGAAGUUCAGCCUGCAAGAAUCGAUGAACGUAUUGUCUCUAUUAUUGAGGAUGCCGCUCAGAGAUUCCCAAUGAAGUUGGACUUAUUACACCUCUGCACUUCACUACUUCACACCGCUGUCAACAACGCAAUUGCUCAAGACGAAGGGAGUGUGAUAGACCUAGUGGUUAAAUUAAUCUCAAGUGUGCCUUACUUCGCAGAGCAAUGUAAGCCCUCAUCCCUUAAGGGUUUGGUACGCUUUCACGAUCCGGCGGAUGAGAGCGAAGAGACGACUGUAAGUUUAUUGCGUCAACGCUGGUCUCUUCCACCAGAAGGAUCUCCACAGCUGGAACAUUUUUCAAGCAGCAAGUCCGUGCCUAAUCCGUUGGCCAUCAGCAUUCCUGCCGGCACUAGAGGCGUUCUCAAGCAAAAUGCAACGGUUGUCGUUUGGCAGCACGAAUAUUCAUUGUGGCCUGUGCUCAAUGCUAUCGUAGUUUCGGCCGAACAGGUACUCUUUUUGAACCGAGUUGAUCAUCAGAAUGAUUUUCCCUCCAAACGUAGUACUCUGGAUGUUUCGACAACAAUUUCGCGUCUUGUCUCGUGUCUGGAUUUCGUUGAUGCCUGUCUAUUGACAAGAGUUGAACCUGCACGUUGUUUGGCCAUUGCGGAAUUGUUAUGGAAUCUCGUUACGCGUAUAUUCACAGAGUCUCUGAGCGGAGAACGAGAAAAUCCAUUAGGAGAUUUAUUGACUACUCUAUCAGUCGACUACCUCUUACCCUGCCUUCUCCGUCUCACCGCACAUUCUGUCACUGCACUGCCCUCUAGCGCAGAAUGUGACCUCGUCUACGGGGCUUCCAAUGGCGUUUUUCGCUGUCUCAAAGCUGACCGUAUACUCUUCCCUUCAGCAGUCCUCCAACCUCAGGGAGAUAAGCAACAAGCGGCUGGAACGCCUAUCUUUACUCUGACGGACUCUUGCCUUCUGCGCAUCAUUUCAAGAUCCACGUCGGCAUCACUGUGGCCAGCCGAGAUUUCUCCAUCCACUACUUACCGUCUCUUUUCGGUAUAUUUAGACCUGGCGUUGGAUCUCUUAUCCGCAGAGAAAGCGGCAUUUUUCGCUGGUAUGGAAUCUUGGUUUACCGAGACUCUAGAAGAGGAAGCCAUGAUUGGUGAGAAUCACAGUCCUCUCCUAGCAUGUCUCGUUUUUUGUUAUGAUCUUCUCGUUGAGGUCGGUAGUGGCGACUCUCGUGGAUUUAUCACCCCCAAGCUGCUUGCGGGAUCACCUAAUACCAAAUCGGGAAUCUUACGUCUUGUCAACAAAGCUCUGCUUUUCUUCGUGGAACUUCUUACCUCAUGUUCCUUGGAGGGCGGUGACGGUGCUGUAGAAAUCAUUGAAGAAUCGAAUCCACUGUCUUUAAAUUUUCCUCUUUUCCACUUUCGUGAUUUGCGCUUCUACGCACAUUGGCUCCUUGCAAACUCUGAAUCCUUCUUGAAUUGCCUUGCCUCUCUCACAAAGGUUUCUGUUAAUGCACUUCAAAAACCCCUCCAUUCUACCGACUUCGAUUUUCUUCGAUUCUCUACUCGAUUGGAAGAGAAGCAAAUCGGCGGCGUCUCGGCCUUGGGUCAGUACCGAGUCCAGUCGACAUGGCUUGCACUCACACUUCUACAUAACCUCUUUUCCAUCCACUCCACGAUACCACUUAAGAUCCUCUCGGUUAAUGAUGCCACUUCCAGUGCUUACUUCCUCUACCUCCUCGACUUCCUCGAUCCCACUUGUCCCGUGGGGCUGACUCGAGCUGCAGUCAGUCUGCUUAAGAAACUCACCCCUUUCUCUGAACACCUUGUCACUCCACACCUUCACGAUAUGCAACCACGUCUACUAGACUUUUUAAUUUACCGCCUGCGCUUCACAUCUGAGGACCAGAUCACGCGCAUCGGUUUGUUUGAUUGGUUGGCGGAGGCCGUGAUGCUUGAUGUGCUCAGCGGUGCCACCAAUGCGCCCUUCAACGGGCCAGGUUUUGGGUUUUUGCGAAUGAUUUCGUCAAAUACCAAGGGAAAUUUGGACGGCCUUCAAGGGAUCAUUAUCACUGCAUUGCAAGAGCUGAAGGCAAGCGGUGAGGAGCGAAAUUGCGUUUCCACCAACCUUUACUGGUCUUUGCUGAAAUUGAUUUCGGCAAUAUGGAUGCAACCGAGCAAUCCAUUUCGUACUCAACUUCGCGAGGCUGCCAAUUUUUGGAAAUGCCUCAGUGAUCCCUUUUUCAAAUAUGUGUCAACAUUGAGGGAGUCCGAGGCGGAACAUUCCAUUGUAGACCUGGAGAUUGCUGGCAGCUACGCCACUGUCGUCGCCAUUGAGUUGUUUGAGUCUCUAAAAUUUACGAGUACACUAGAUGCCACCUUCUCGGCAGUUUGCAAGCAGUUUGUGCAGCAGUUCCUUGAGCCUUGGCUUCAGGCGGCAUUUCGAUGUUCCGAUAGCAUACCAGACGAGUUUAGUAAAUCAUCCUUUAUGACAGCUCUUGACUGGGCAAUGGUUCGUUGGAAAGGUGUAUUUUUCACCCUUCUAAAGUGGGACAUCUCUACUUUGGACGACAAGAUGCGGUUGACUUCCCACAGUCAAAUCGUUGGUCUUGUUGUCGCCUGCCUCGACAAGGCUACUACAUGGAUUUCUUUGCCACGCAGUCCAUCAGUUGUCUCAAUUAUCGACCAAUUGGCUGUUUGUUUAGCGGCAUCUGCUGACUACCUCGUUAGGUCUUUUGAAAUGUCUCCACUCCCCAUCCACGAGUGGAUACGACGAGCCGUGGCGUUGCUGGAACACAAGGCUGUGCCAACUGCCUCCAGGCCAUCAACCAAUAAGACUUACUCACAUUUUCACACCGAUCUAAUGGCAUUUAUCUGCCUUCUCCUUCCAAAAUGUUACCAGGUAUCGUCCCAUCUGUACGAUCGCUUGCUCAGCCUGUGCAUAGAAGUCCUUCAAGGUGUAUCCUUGCUUCCUCGCAUCACCGCUGUGGAGUCACAGGCCUUUGAACAGGCUAUGAAUUUGAUGCAGGCAAUUUGGAACAAAUUCGAUGCCAUCAAUCUUGCCAAUUGCCUAGUGGACGCAGGCAUAAUUAACAAUUUGAUCGGUAUCCUUGCUGAACAUUCAAUGACUUUCAGUGGAGCUGAGCUCGGCCAGACCAUUGUGCGCUUACUCACGCGUUUCCUUUUGCCUGCCGGGUGCUCACUCCAUCCGGAUCUCUCUCCGGCCCCGCAUGGGGACAAGAUUGUCACUGGUCAAUGUGGCUGGUCGUGCUCCGAGCUGACUCAAGUGCUGGCCUCUUACGCAGCCCCUCUUGUUCAGGCACUUCGCCUACCGCCUACAAAACAUCUGAUGCAAUGGCUAUCUCAGGCGGACGAAUGCAAAUCUCCUGACAGGUCUUGCGAAGGCCUCUUCCCCAACACAGCAUGGAGUGAGUUUCUGCUCUCCCAACUGCGGCUUAUCAUCCUCCUGGUGGUGCAGGGAGGCGGUGCCAGCGACGGCACACCGAUGGCUCAUCUGCUCAGAGCCUUCCUCCUCAACAAUCAUGAGCAGCUCUGCGUUCUUCUCACGGCUCCACCAAGGGGUCUGCUGAUUGCUUCGGCUAUCCUCGACCUCUACUGGUGUGCCAUGCACUCCUCACCUGCUGUCACAAAACUCGUCUCACCGACGUGUGUGGCCUCAGCAGUACUCUUUGCUCAGGGUCAUCGUGAGAAGCAUUCUUUGCCCGACGGUGCGUCAAUCUGCCUUCCGUCAGACGUUUGGACCCCUAUUUACUCCGCAGCUGUUCAGUUGACGCGGAAUUGCGCCCUAUUUCUUCUACGACCGGGCCCUUCAGAUUCCCCUAAAGAUGCAUCAUCAUCUUCAAUGCUAAAGCAUUCACCAGAGAAUCUUAAGGCGUCAAAGCUGUCUGUCAACUUGAAUCUUCUUCCAAUUUUGCGAUUGCUGAGUAGCUGCCUUCGUUUGGUUGCUAUUGAGACUCCACGCUUAGGGGAUCUGUCCUUUGCUUCGACAUCUGAAAUAGCGGCGUUGGCACCCGAGGCAACAUUGAAAUUUGCCACACCAUCAAUGGAACCUUCUAACACUCUCACUUUUGGUGUACUCUUCUCGGUCGCUCGAGCCUCUAGUCAAAUCAUUGCAGACAUCCAUAACUCACAAUUUUUUGUGAACCAGCCUUGUGACCGUCACACUGAACUUCUGCCUCUACUGAUGGAAGUAAAUGAACUGGCUUUCUCCCUCAUCUACUCUCAGGCCACGAUUUGGCUCAUAAAUCCAGGGCUCGAUGCGACCGAUAAGCAUACCCUCUCGAGAGGUUUAGCUGUGGAAUUUCAAUCCUAUAAUUUUUCGGGUCGCUCGGCACGGCGUCGAAUAAGAACGCGUGGAUGUCAAAAGCCGACAAGGAACUCCACGAGUCACCUUAAGCACUCAUGUGACUCUUCCCUUGUUGCAGAUUCCAUUGAUUUGCCCAGUCAGAAGCUUAGCAAUCUACUUACUUUUCUCGCCUUCACAGAACGCUUCUCGGAUUUUGUAAAAUGA
Echinococcus granulosus is the source of this 5148-nucleotide messenger RNA. RefSeq lists its product as hypothetical. NCBI's taxonomy places the organism in Eukaryota, Metazoa, Platyhelminthes, Cestoda, Cyclophyllidea, Taeniidae. The transcript has 25 exons. The record is from RefSeq and is a predicted model, not a curated record. The coding region runs from base 1 to 5148 and encodes 1715 amino acids.